AUGCGUACUGGGUGGCAAAAGUUAGGGGUGGAGCAGCUACGCCUCAGUACCACCGACCUGACCCCACCUUCUGUGCAGGACUUGACCAAAGGUGUGAAUUUUAUUCUGGAUGCACCAGAGGGAAGUGUGUAUGUGCACUGCAAGGCUGGGAGGUCACGGAGUGCAACUUUGGUGGCUUGUUAUCUCAUGAAGGUCCACAACUGGAGUCCCGAAGAAGCUGUAAGUUUCAUCAAAGACAAAAGGCCUCAUGUCAUGAUCCUUCCGUCUCACUAUGAAGUACUCAGGACUUUUCAGCAAACUCUCUCAGACUAAAUUCAAGUGGCACUUGUAGAAUUUCAAGUUUAUUGUAGUUUAUUGUAUAAUAAUAAUAAU
Messenger RNA from Lingula anatina, 372 nucleotides. RefSeq names its product phosphatidylglycerophosphatase and protein-tyrosine phosphatase 1. Gene Ontology annotation, molecular function: phosphatidylglycerophosphatase activity; phosphoprotein phosphatase activity; phosphatidylinositol-4,5-bisphosphate 5-phosphatase activity. The record is from RefSeq and is a predicted model, not a curated record. Lineage: Eukaryota; Metazoa; Brachiopoda; Lingulata; Lingulida; Lingulidae. Gene Ontology annotation, biological process: protein dephosphorylation.